Chara braunii is the source of this 2226-nucleotide messenger RNA. The record is from the annotation of a GenBank genome assembly. Lineage: Eukaryota; Viridiplantae; Streptophyta; Charophyceae; Charales; Characeae.
GGCGAACAUCACACCUUCCCAAUGGCAAGCCAUGCUGGAUACAGCGGACGAGAGCCAGAAACCAUUCUUUCAAAAACUGUAUGAUGAUGCUGUGCAGAGGGAAAGGGAGGCAGCGGCAGCAGCUAGAGCUGCCGACAUUGCUGAUCAGGUGGCUCUCCUCCGGAUCUCGGAAGCCAAUGCUGACCGGUUCCGGGAGGAACUAGCUACUGCUGUAGCAGCCUUGGUCCGACUACGGACCUUGGAAGACUUUGAGUCUCGUAUGACAGCACUUGAGCAGCGGAACGAAGAGCUGCAGGCUAAGGUAAUUAGCCUUGAACAGUCCCAGCUGUCUGCCUCCCGCCCUCCUAACCCUCGAUCUGCUGUAAUCCCAGUCUCUCAGCCCAGCACAACCCUCGUUCCAAGGGCCAGCGGAACUGCGGUAAGUGUAGGAACCGGUGCAAGCUCCUCAAGCGGCAGCACCGGUAGUUCUGCACUGAUCGCAGUCCCAAGUGCAGGGACUUCAGCCCAAAAUGCCACAGUCCUUACUGGCGUUCAGUACAGCGGUCCCAUGGUGGACAAGCGGGCGGCCACGCUGCCGUCCAAGUACGACGGGAAGGCUGACAUCACCUCUUGGAUUAGUUCCAUGCGGUCAUACUUCGAGGUCAUGCGGACACCGCAAGAGGACCAAAGUAUGAUCAUGGGAACUAAUACCGAGCCUGCCGUACGAAACCACAUUGAGCUCCAAGCUGUUGCUGCAGGCUAUGCACGCAUAGACCUGACUGAUUGGCUGAAGGUCACCCCUGUUCGCACCCUUGAGGAUCUUCUCCUUGACCGGUAUCAGGAUAAACAUGUUGCGCUCAAGGCUAGACUGAAGCUUGAGGCCCUCAAGGGCCAAACAUGGAGGUCAUCCAUUGUGUCAGGAGGCAACGGGGUUCGUGUGAAGAGGGCAGGAUCGGUCAGCAGGGAAGAGGACAAGAGGUGGACUAUUGGGAUGACGGACGAGGGUGAGUCAGGGAGGGGAAGUGGAAUGUGUUCUGGUUUUCCACCUAAUGGACGCAAGUGUUAUAAGUGUGGAGAGGGUGGGCAUUUUAUUCGGGAAUGCGCCGAAUUCUGGCAGGCGAAGGCACUCGGUCGGGCCUUUGUCCCGAAUACACAGACUACGAGCAUGGCGCGUACAGGGAGAGCUCCCUUGGGCGUGGGUCCUGGGAUUGCUGGCCGUCGAAGCAGAUCAGCCAAGAGUGGCAGUGAGAGAAGUGAAGGUGUUGACAAUACAAACGUUUUGAUGCGUGAGUAUUUUGUCCAAAUGGCAGAAGAACGGAGAGCGAGGAUCGAGAGGGAGGCAGAAGAUGACAGGAGACGUCGAGAGGAAGAAGCUUGGAUUAGCAAGGAAAACAGGAGGAUGAUGAAGCAAGAAGCUAGGAGAAAACGAGAGGAUGAGAGGGACGCGAGACUGCUGCGGAUUAUUCGAGGAGAAAUUAAGAAAGAGAGCGACGAAGAAGAACGAGCCUUUUUGAAAGGGAAACGUCCGGUGAAGAGUCGGAGUGACGCGAUUGAAGCGGAGAAGGAGAGACUGCGCUGGCGAAUAGCUAAGGCUGCUACCGAAGAUACUGAGGGAUCGGAUGACGAAGAGCUGAUCGCACUGAGGAAACAAGCGGCCAAGUUGGAGCUGAGCGAGAAGCGGAAGCGGGGCCCUGAUUUACCGAUAGGUAAUAGCCCGCCGAUAGUUACUCCGGAGAAGCGAACGAAUACGAAGUUGUUGGCAGAAUCUAAGAAGAGGAUCGAGCAAAUCAAGGGGGACCAAUCGUGUGAGGUAGGAGGGACUAGCACUCCAGCCAAGAUCGACCUAUCAUUGAAGCAUAUCACUGCUUCAUGCGGCGUGGGUGGGAAGGAGAAGUUUGAGCAGGAGUGUUUUGACUUCUAUGACGCACUGAAUAUCGAUGAGCUGAAAGAAGCGUGUAGACGGGAGAAGGUAACAUACGGAAACAGGGAGAUGGCAAUCAAGCACCUGAUUACACGCCGGUCAACAACAGCGCAUGAUCCAGCUAUUUUACCUCUCCCAGCAACUCCGGGAGUGACGACAAGAAGUGCAAAGGGAAUCACCAUCAAGGAUGAGAACAGAUCGGAGAGCUCAGUGUCUUCCGACAGUGACGAUGAUUCAGUGUGAGGUGUUGGUGGUUGUGGCAACUACGAUGUAGUAGCAGAAAAACUUAGGAGGCGCAGGGCUAGUAAUCAAGGUAGUAAGGACGA